Messenger RNA from Zeugodacus cucurbitae (melon fly), 1379 nucleotides. Its product is annotated as aprataxin and PNK-like factor. The record is from RefSeq and is a predicted model, not a curated record. The transcript is spliced from 3 exons. Lineage: Eukaryota; Metazoa; Arthropoda; Insecta; Diptera; Tephritidae. Gene Ontology annotation, molecular function: 3'-5' exonuclease activity; DNA-(apurinic or apyrimidinic site) endonuclease activity. Gene Ontology annotation, cellular component: nucleus; site of double-strand break. Gene Ontology annotation, biological process: double-strand break repair. The coding region runs from base 115 to 1065 and encodes 316 amino acids.
AUAGAUGGCAAGGAAUGUAGAAUGUACGUGAAAUGCGUCAUUAUUUCACAAUAAUUUGAAAAGCACAAAUAACCAAAGUUAUUUUAAACAAAACUUAUUCGUUAAACGUUACCAAUGGAAAGUGGAUCGGAAUUAUGUGCAGAAAGUUUGAAAAACUUGGUGAAUAAAAAUGAACAAACUUGUUCUUUAAAUUCAACAGACAUUAUUGAGAGUGUUGGCGCGAAGUGCAACAAAGAACUUUGCGUGAAAAUGAUUUCAGAAAUUAAUGAAAGUUCAAGCAAUACCGAUAUGAUAAGAGAUGUCAGUAAAACGGAUGUUUUACGUAAACGAGAUGCUGUUAGUGUAGAUCACACAACAUCGAAACGUCGCAAGCUCUCUGAAGAAGAAAUACCAGUAGUAACAUCAAAGGAUAAUGCAGAAUCUCAACCAACACCUAGCCAAGUUCAAAAUGAAAAAGCAGCAGAGAGUAUUAUUAACAUUAACACGCCAGAAGCACAAAAUCAGGAGGAGAACAACUUGGUAGUACAAGUAAAAGUGGAGUGUACGACCGAAAGCGACGAAGAAAAUUUAACUAACAUUCCUUCUGAUUCUGGUAGUUCUAAUCCGAUUGAUAUAAAACCAGCUGUUAAGGUAGAAAAAGCGGACGCUAGUUCCACUUCACGGGAGUCUUGUCGAUUUGGCAUCCGUUGCUAUAGACGAAAUCCAAUGCAUCGUUUAGAAGAAGCUCACCCAGGCGAUCAUGACUACAGGAGACCUAAAUACCCACCGCCUCCUAAAGGAACACCUGAUUGCCCUUACCGUGAUCAAUGUUAUCGCCGAAAUCCAAUACAUUUUGAGCAGUUCAGUCAUCCCCCAGAAACUGAUUUUGAGCAAAAUUACAAAAACUAUCGACUACGGCAAAGACGUCGACAGCAACAGCGAGACGAUAAUACAAUUGAAUUGGGUGAUGAUAAUGAAUCUGAGGAUCCUUUCAAUGACGACGAAGCAUUCGAUUCGGAUUAUGAGCCGAAUAGUGACGAGGACGAUGAAGAGGAUUAUGAUGCUUGUGACAGAGCUGAAGAAUGAUGAAUACCUAGUUGUUAGUGAUAUAAUUUGUAACUGAGUGUGUGUAAAUGGCGUGACAAAUAUUCAUUGGAAGUAUUUACAAUUGUAAAACGAUGUUUUGUAAAUACAUAAAUUUAUAAGUAUAAUAUAUAGUAAAUCCGAAUUGGUUAUUGCAAUUAAUCACCCAAGAAGAGAAGUUGCGAUAUAGAUAUGUAUGUAAAUGACAAAAUUUUUUAAUUUUCCAGAUUUUAUCUAUAUUAAUUCAGAAAUAAUGUGCGACUCUUUUAUUGUUACAAUACAAUUUUUUUUAAUAAAAUCCUUCAUCCAAAUCUUCA